Molecule: messenger RNA, 1551 nt
Organism: Pisolithus orientalis
Lineage: Eukaryota; Fungi; Basidiomycota; Agaricomycetes; Boletales; Pisolithaceae
Product: FAD binding domain-containing protein
Exons: 2
Coding region: 1-1551 (516 amino acids)
Source: RefSeq, a predicted model, not a curated record
AUGAAACUUACCGACUUCGACUGCGUAGUUGUCGGUGGUGGUCAUGCAGGCGCUUCGGCGGCACUUGCAACGGCUGAAUCUGGAUGCAAGAAUGUCUUGAUUGUCGAAAAAGCGCCUGAAGAGUGGGUGGGAGGAAAUAGCUAUUUUACGGCCGGCGCAUUCCGCACACUACACGAUGGCCUACCAGAUCUCCUCUCCAUCGUGCGGAACGUCACGCCGGAACAAGCUCAGAAGAUCGAUGUCGAGCCGUACUCUCUCGACGACUUUUUCGGUGACAUCAUGUGCUUAGGGGAUAACAAACCGGAUGCUGUGCUCGUCGAGACUAUGGUUCACCAUUCGAGGGACGCAAUCGAGUGGCUAGCGAGAGUGGUAGAUGUCCCGUUUAUGCUGUCGUUCCAUAGGCAGGCAUAUGAAGUAGACGGAAGGCAAAAGUUUUGGGGAGGAGUUGCCUUGAGUGUUGAGGGUGGGGGUAAGGGUUUGAUCGAUGCUGAUAUGGAGGCAUUGAAGAAGGCGGGGGUGAAUAUAUGGUUCAAUACUCCAGCAGUGCAACUCAUAUAUGAACGUGGAGAGGUGACUGGGGUAGUUGUUCGCAAAGAUGGACAAGAAGUUUCGCUAGGGGCACCAUCUGUCAUACUGGCAUGUGGUGGGUAUGAAGCAAGUGUUGAGUUGCGUAUGAAAAAUAUGGGAGCUGGCUGGGAAAAAGCACGGGUUAGAGGAACGCCUUUUAAUACUGGAGACGGUAUUAGUAUGGCACAAGCUGUAGGUGCCAAACUGGUCGGCGACUGGCUUGGCUGCCACAGCACUUGCUGGGAUGCCAACGCGUCAGCUGAUGCUGGCGACCGGAAGCUAAACAACCAAUUGACAAAGAAUGGGUAUCCGCUGGGCAUCAUGGUUAAUAUCGACGGCGGGCGGUUUGUUGAUGAAGGGGAAGAUUUCCGGAAUUAUACCUACGCGAGGUGUGGGAAGGCGAUUCUUUCCCAGCCAGAAGGUUUCGCCUUUCAGGUGUGGGAUGCAAACAUGACACCUUUUCUCCGAAAGGAGGAGUAUGGUGACGGCGUCGUAGAGAAAAUUAUAGCGUCGAGCAUCGAAGAACUCGCUGACCAGAUGAUGAAACACGGCCUUCGUGACAACGCUAGAUUUCUAGAGACCGUCGGGGAGUACAAUUCAGCGGUUUCUCAAUACCGGUUGGAGAAUCCGAACCUACGAUGGGACCCUGCGGUCAAGGACGGUCUGUCCACGCAGUCUUCAACCAAGUCACUCGCUGUGCCGAAGUCCAAUUGGGCAAUGCCAGUCGAUACAGCACCUUUUCUUGCUGUGAAGGUGGCCUGUGGGAUCACAUUCACCUUUGGAGGGUUAGCAAUCGAUCCGGAGACUGCUGGAGUGCUGUCGGAAGUGGGUCAGCCUAUACCAGGUUUGUUCUGCACAGGAGAGUUGGUCGGAAAUCUGUACUACAGCAAUUAUCCCGGCGCUAGCGGAUUGACCGCCGGGACUGUGUUUGGUAGAAAGGCGGGGCUGCGAGCUGCGAAGCGAGCAAGAGAAAUAAUCAACUAA